CUUGACGCUAACCUACAAAUAGAAAUCAAUAACUUUCGGAGCAUCCCCAAAAUUUGCAAGUGCAUUUCCUCUCUUAUCAAAAAACAAACAAAAAAUAAAGAAAUGGCAUUCCUAUCCGAAGGUACUAAGGAGCGAUUGAACAUCGUCAUCAACUUGACAAAAACCGUCUUCCACUACGGUUUCAUCCCAACAGUUCUUUACUUAGGAUUCAAAAAAGGCGCCGAUCCAGGAAUGCCCGAGAUCACACUCUCCAGCCUCCUUUGGUAGAAGACACCAAGAGAUGAAUUGGAUAGAAUAGUUAGUUAACCUGUUAUUAAUAAACUUCCUCAAUUUAUAGUCAAAUAAAACUAUUAUGUGAUUGCAUUAUAAUUUAAAA
Nicrophorus vespilloides is the source of this 376-nucleotide messenger RNA. RefSeq names its product mitochondrial import receptor subunit TOM7 homolog (gene Tom7). Lineage: Eukaryota; Metazoa; Arthropoda; Insecta; Coleoptera; Silphidae. The transcript is spliced from 3 exons. The record is from RefSeq and is a predicted model, not a curated record. Bases 103 to 267 code for a protein of 54 amino acids. Gene Ontology annotation, biological process: protein import into mitochondrial matrix. Gene Ontology annotation, cellular component: mitochondrial outer membrane translocase complex.